UUCAUGUCACUGCAGUGUGCCUCCCCUCAGGCCGCCGCACAGCUCAGCCGUCAGUCUGCAGCUGUGAACCGGGGGAUUAGUCUCUCCUCCUCACCGCGGCUCUCCUCUGCCUCUACCCGGUCUUACCCUGCACUUAACCGGACCCGCAAGAGCACCGCAUCCAUCCUCCGUGCAGCUUCCACGGUGACAUACAGCGUGUUUUCUGUGCGGCAGUGAGAAGAGGGAGAUUUCUGUGCUACUGUUUGGUCCUGGAGGGGAGGAGCCAGUUGUUGAUUUCUACGCUGCAAAGAGAAGGAGCCGCACUCAGAGGGUGGACUGAAGAGGAGGCCUGAAAUGAUGAAGCACUGUGGGCCCGUUAAAGAGUAGCUCGGACCGAGAGGACUGCAGUGGAGGUGGAGGGAAGAAGAGGAGGAGGGACAGAAAACAGAGGGAGAGGGAGAGAGAGCGUAUCACAUGACCCGACCUCGGACAGGCUCCAAAUCAGCGAUGCUCCCCUCAGGCAGGGAUUACCUCCUCCUCCUCCUCCCCGCCGUCUACCUCUCCAUCUCUCCCUCUCUUCCUCCCACAUUCGGCAGAGCAGCCGCCCAGCUUCAAGACUCUGAGCCGUGAGAGCUCGCCGCACUCACCCGCCCUCUCAUACACACACCUAAAAAACAACACACACUCAAACACACACGCGCACACACACACUCAAACACACACACACACUUCUGCAUCCUGCUCAUGGUCGUUGGCCUGCCCUCCUCAGCUGCUGCUCCCGCUCCACUCAGACACCAUGAAGAGGCCCAAGCAGCAGACUGGGCCGCUCAGCUUCCUCAACUUCUUCAGCAGGAAGCCCAAAGCAGAGGCGAGGCCCGAGAAGCCUGCGGAGGCCCGUCCCAGAGAGGAGGUGGCCAUCACGCUGACCCCGAGCGAGCACCCAGAGCAGGAGCUCGACCUCACAGCAGAAGAGGCUGGAGAAUCAAGAGCCUCUGGAGGAGAAAGAGGAGAAAGAGGAGGUCAGCCAGCAGCGGCUGAGGCCAGCGAGACCGGUGCAGCCACAGCCGAGUGUGUGGGCGGGGCCAGCAGCGGCUCCACGGGGGUCCUGUCCCUGUCCUCCUCCAGCCAGGAGCAGCUUCUGGAGGAACACCUGGAGGAGUGCCCUCUGUGCCUGCUCAGCCAACCACGCUGCCACUUCCCCCGCCUCUCCUCUUGCGCCCACCGGACAUGCUCCGACUGCCUCCGUCAGUACCUGCGCAUCGAGAUAUCAGAGAGCCGGGUGUGCAUCGCAUGCCCGCAGUGCCCCGAGACGCUCUCCCCGCUGGAUGUUCGUGCCAUCCUGGAUGAUCAGGCACUGCUGGAGCGGUUUGAGGAGUACCAGCUGAGACGUUUCCUGGCGUCUGAUCCAGAUACUCGCUGGUGUCCUGCACCUGACUGCAGCUAUGCAGUGAUCGCUUAUGGCUGUGCUGAGUGUCCCAAGCUGAGCUGUGGCCGUGAGGGAUGUGACACCGAGUUCUGCUACCACUGUCGACAGCUGUGGCACCCCAACCAGACGUGUGACCAGGCCCGGCGUCAGCGAGCACGCCACACCUCCAGCGGAAACGAUGCCUCCACGCUGUACGUCUUCAAUGAAGAACCCGGAGGAGAUGCAGAGGAGAUCAAAGCGUGCCCUCGCUGUGGUGCCUACAUCAUGAAGACCAAUGAUGGCAGCUGUAACCGUAUGAACUGCACUGUGUGUGCCUGUCAGUUCUGCUGGCUGUGUAUGCAGGAGAUCACCGACGUGCACUACCUCAGUCCCUCUGGAUGUACCUUCUGGGGGAAGAAGCCAUGGUCUCAGACACGAAAGGUUCUGUGGCAGGUGGGCAUGUUGCUGGGAGCACCAGUGGUCAUCUCCCUCAUAGCGGGCAUUGCCAUCCCAGUCAUCAUUGUGGGCAUACCAAUCUACAUGGGUCGAAAGGUCCAUGGUCGCUGCAAGAAAAACAAUAUCUCAGGAAGUAAGCACUACUUGACUGUGGUGAGUGGGGUGAUGAUGUCAGUGUUUGUGUCGCCGGUCAUAGCAGCUGUCACUGUGGGUGUCGGUGUGCCGCUAAUGCUGACUUAUGUCUAUGGGGUCGUCCCAAUGUCGCUCUGUAGGAACGGCUGGUGUCGACCGCAGAGUGAGCCGCCUGAAACACAUAAAAUCCAACUGGAGGACUUAGCCAGCUAUCUUCUAUUCUCUCAUGUAGUCAGCGACCACUGGACGGGUCAAAACAACCCGACGCUCAGCGACACCAGCGUCCAGGAAGUCAGAGUCAGUGUACAGGAAGUGGGCGUCCUCCCCAGUACAAGCACCACACCCCCUGAUUUAGAUAGCUACGAGGUAUUUGAUGAAGCCACGAAACCCCUUGGAUACACCCAGCAGGACAUCCAAUCAGACUGUGAGGUGGUCAUUGUGCCUGAUGGCAAGCUUGAUGACUCACAAGCGCUCGCUUUGAGGGAAGGAACCAAUAUUGAGGUUCGUGUUGAAAUUGAGACCCAUCCAAGAGGCGCCCGCCAGUCCAGCCUCAGUAGCAUCCUGUCUAGCCGAAGCUUGUCAGUGGAGUCCCUGGGACACUCCCAGUCCCAGUCCCAAGACUACCUGUGUGCCUCUGAAGUGGAAGAAAGACAAGAAGGGGGAGGAAGAGAGGAACAAGAGGGAAGAGAGAAACCAGGAGGGGAAGAAGGAGCCCACCACGGGACAGUUUACCCAGUCUUUGAAAUAGACGGUGUAUGAGGUCCUCCGAUUGCAGGCUUUGCACUUGGUUGAAGAUUAGACAGGAUAAAACACAAAUCCAGGAGCUGAUGUUUCAGCUGGAUUGACCUGAAAAUCAUUGUCCAAGGCCACCUCCUGCUUCCAAGACAGGCCCUCCCACCAGAUGCCUUCUAGCUCCAGCCUGUAAGGACGAUGCGGGUUUAGAGAAAGCAAAUAAAAAAAACAUGAGAGUGUGAGAGAGCUUGUAUGAGACUUAAAGCAUGAGUAUGAUAGAAGAUUGGACGGGGGAUAAUCAGUUUUCCAGACAGGACAGCAUCCAUGAAUGAAUCUCAAACAGGAGUGGCUGAGAGCAUGUUAGCUGACUAGUUCAUUCUGGGUUUUAUGUUUUCUUUUCUGUUAGAUGGUUUUUCUCCCUCUCUACAUAAAUCUACUACAUGAAGCCCUCUCUUCGUCUGGCUGUACUCUUACACUUCUUUUAGUGACCUCACCUCCCUCCACAGAUUUUACGAUGCAGUGCUCAUACCUAAAUUGAGAAACCUGAAACAGACGAUGCAUGCGUCACUGUAUUUUCACUCUUUUGUCAAAGAUUUCUGGUUGAAAAUGACACCUGAAACUGUUGAAGCCUGUACCUGUUCUUCUCUAUUGGGGUCAAAGGUGCUCUGUGACAUUAUGGCGCUGAUUGAAAAGACCAGAGGGAUUUAUAAACACCAUCAAUUAUAACUUUUAAUCGCAAAUCCACAGUCUUCCAUGAUCGCAGACAGAGGGCGGUGUCACUUUUGCAUUGUUUUAGUGCAGCUUAAGCUCUUAGGAGGCUAUCUCCUUAUAAGCUAUGGAGGGAGACACUGCUAUAGUUUGGUAAAAUGCUCAUUCUGCAGAUACUUUAGUGUACAACAUGGCAGCGACACCGCAGUGUUUUUCUAAAGAGUUUUAAAUCUAGCUGCAUGAUUCUGCUACUUGCUGUGUGUGCAGGAUAAACGCACACAGGCAGACUCACACAUGCUGUAAAUGCCCACACAGCAAUCAGUGUAGUUGCAGUAUUGCGUGCAGCUAAGAGCAUUACAUAUAAACUCAAGACUCUCUCUCUCAAAUGAUCACAGAGCACCGAAAUUACAACAGCAGCAUGCCACCUCGGGCUGAAGUCUAAGAACCCCUUAUAGAUGAUUCAUGAGAAAUACAUGACUUUACAUGCGCUGCUUAGCUUCCUGAGUGUGAAAUAUUUGUGAGACAUGAACUCGGACAUGAGUUGUGGAGAGAAAUUAAAUAAACAUUUCACCAUGAAGGACUAAA
Molecule: messenger RNA, 3997 nt
Organism: Notolabrus celidotus (New Zealand spotty)
Lineage: Eukaryota; Metazoa; Chordata; Actinopteri; Labriformes; Labridae
Product: E3 ubiquitin-protein ligase RNF19B
Biological process (GO): positive regulation of proteasomal ubiquitin-dependent protein catabolic process; ubiquitin-dependent protein catabolic process; protein polyubiquitination
Cellular component (GO): ubiquitin ligase complex; cytoplasm
Molecular function (GO): ubiquitin conjugating enzyme binding; ubiquitin protein ligase activity; zinc ion binding
Source: RefSeq, a predicted model, not a curated record